Molecule: messenger RNA, 967 nt
Organism: Aspergillus wentii DTO 134E9
Lineage: Eukaryota; Fungi; Ascomycota; Eurotiomycetes; Eurotiales; Aspergillaceae
Exons: 1
Coding region: 98-598 (166 amino acids)
Source: RefSeq, a predicted model, not a curated record
GGUUGCAUCUUAGAACCUACAUUAGACCAUGGUGGACGCGUGUUGUAGUGGUAAAUAACAGGAUGUAUGCAUUGUCGACGAGUUGCCAUUUCUCGAUAUGCCCGAUCAGGCUGGAUGGGAAUAUCAAACCGCGAUUUAUCGCCAUGAUUUGUCUCUGUUGACUGACUCUAAUUAUCUUAAAGCUGCUCUCGUCCAGUUGUUGUUCACCACAUUUGCUGUCGGUAUCUGUCAAAAAUACCAAUACGUAUCCAUACCAGCCAUUCUUACCGCUAGUCCCACCGUGGAUGCCCCGCCAGCCAAUCAGCGCCUGCCAGAACAGCAGCGCAUUGAAGCUCGCCUCACCCGGUUUGGCUUCUCUUUCUCUUGUCUUCUCUUCGCUUUCUCUCCCUCUCGCUCAGGUCGCACGCGGUCCGUCCUGCAAUCCGACCUGUUCUCCUGCAUCAGUAUUUUUCCAUUCCAUCUUCAAUUCACCAUUCGGAUUCAGUAUGCAAGACCAGGACGUUGUUUUCCCCUCUUCUCUGAUGGAAGGAAGGGGGGAGCAGCACUGAUCCAAUUGGAAUUUCUCUCGAAACCCAGUGAUCUACUCACUAGCUGCUGAAUUGUUCGGUCUUGAGAAAAAGAGAGGACCCAGUCGAUUCUGUGGAGACCUGUUUUUUUCUUGCCUCUUGCUUUUUGCUUCAUUUUUCUCUGGGGCAUAUUGACACAGGUACGGGGAAUAUGACGAUGUAUUGAGGAUCAGAAACUGGGUCCCUGCAUCCCAUUUGCCGCCGUUGUCUUGUGUGUUUCGGUGUUGUUGGGCAGAAAUUUCUCGUCAUGCAUUAUUAUUAUUAUUUUUUUAUUUUUUUUUUUUUACUCUCCGGUCUCGUCGCUGCAUUCGAACGCCUCCCUGGUGCUGUGCUUUGCUUUGCUCUAUCUCUUGCUCAUCUCAUCUCUCUACCACUAAUUGAUUCAGCCUUCGCUUCUGGUU